Messenger RNA from Fraxinus pennsylvanica, 1677 nucleotides. The record is from the annotation of a GenBank genome assembly. Lineage: Eukaryota; Viridiplantae; Streptophyta; Magnoliopsida; Lamiales; Oleaceae.
AUGCCUCCUUUGGUAUUUGUGUAUCUCUUAAAAGAAUGUUAUGCUUACGGAACAUGCAAGGCAACUGCAAAGUUCCGUGCAUUACAAGAUCAAGUGCAUCAAGUCCUUUACAAUGACCCUCAACCUGGUCCUGCUACUUUCAUUGCUUACUGCCUCUGUCUUCUGCCCAUAUUUGAAACACACAGAGAGGGCUUGAGUCAUUUGAUUAUAUCUGCUCUCCGUCGAUUUCUGAAAACAGGAUCCAAUGCUGAAGACAUACUCAAUGCAAAACUUUUCACUGCCAAAUUAUUUUUGGAUGUUACUGGUGGUAGUAUGGUACAUGAUGAAAGGAUUCUACUAAAGAUUCUUCAGGUUUUUGACGUCAGUUUAGAAAAUAUAGAGGAAGUUAUUCAUGAUUCUAAUGUGAAGAGGAGUAUCAAUAUAGAUAGAGCAAAAGAAUUAGUUGAGCAGUAUAUUUUUGAGUUGAUAGAAUCCCAAUCAUUCAUGAAUGCUGUUUCACUAUUGGAACACUUCUCUAUCCGUAAUCCUGGGGAGUCAUUUCUACUUAAAAUGAUGGAAUGCGGAGAAUAUAAAGCAGCUGAAAAGUGGGCCGCAUUCAUGGGGAAAUCUAUGUUGUGCAUACUUGUCCGAGAAUAUGUUGACAGGAAGCUUGUAAAACCUGCUUACUGUAUUAUAAAGAAAAAUAACAUGCAUCAGGAAUUCCCUGAACUAUAUCAUCAGUAUAAAGAAAGCUCACUGAAGAAACUAGCAGAAAAAGGUGUCUGGGAUGUAGCGGAGGCAAGAGCCAAUGCCGAUAAACAGCUUCUCGAGUAUUUGGUUUAUUUGGCAAUGGAAGCUGGCUACUCAGAAAAGGUUGAAGAACUUUGUGAUCGCUAUUCCCUCAAUGGUUUCGUGAAUGUCAAAGAGCUCGAGGCUAAUGUUGUCCACAACGGCUAUUUGCACCUUGACGAAUUGUUGAUUGAGGAUGUUGUUUGGGUAGAUGAAGUCCAUGGUUUGCUUGAAUCAACAUCAUACUUUGAGAAUUGCAAAAUUAUUGGCAUUGACUGUGAAUGGAAACCUAAUUAUGAAAAGGGCAGCAAACCCAGUAAGGUUUCUAUCAUGCAAAUUGCAUCUGAGAGAAAGGUUUACAUAUUUGACUUGAUAAAGCUAUAUGAAGACAUUCCAACUGUACUAGAUGAAUGCCUUGCCCGUGUAUUGCACUCUCCAAGUAUUCUGAAGCUUGGCUACAAUUUUCAAUGUGAUGCAAAGCAGCUUGCUCAUUCUUAUGGAGAUCUGAGUUGUUUCAAGCACUGUGAGAUGCUCCUAGAUAUUCAGAAUGUGUUCAAAGAGCCGCGAGGUGGUCUUUCUGGUUUAGCAAAGAAGAUACUAGGAACUGGUUUGAACAAAACAAGACGAAACAGUAACUGGGAGCAACGGCCUUUGACUCAGUAUCAGCUGGAAUAUGCUGCUCUUGAUGCUGCUGUCCUCCUCCACAUAUUUCAGCAUGUACGCAACCACUCGCUGCCAACAGACUCCCUCGAUGAGCAUUCCAAAAUCGAAUGGAAAUCUUGCAUUGUUUCACACAUGGACAUCAACAAAAUGGCGAAAAAGGAUGCCAAAACCAAAAGCGGGUUUGAUUCUGGGACGAACGACUCUUCAGAAAGCAUCGCAACACAUGAGCCUUGUCCAUCGAUGUGA